Messenger RNA from Daphnia pulicaria, 1356 nucleotides. RefSeq names its product short-chain dehydrogenase/reductase family 42E member 1-like. The coding region runs from base 67 to 1188 and encodes 373 amino acids. Gene Ontology annotation, biological process: steroid biosynthetic process. The transcript is spliced from 3 exons. The record is from RefSeq and is a predicted model, not a curated record. NCBI's taxonomy places the organism in Eukaryota, Metazoa, Arthropoda, Branchiopoda, Diplostraca, Daphniidae. Gene Ontology annotation, molecular function: 3-beta-hydroxy-Delta5-steroid dehydrogenase (NAD+) activity.
GUUGUGAUUCAGACUAUUCGUUUGUUCCAUCUCUACUUUUUUUUUUAAAUUCAAUUUACAUCAAACAUGUACAACGAACAUUCUUGCACGUUUUUGAUCACGGGCGGUGCAGGUUACAUUGGUUUUCACGUAGGUUUACAACUUCUUCAGCUUAAACACAAAGUAAUUCUUUUGGACAUAAAUUACCCAAACAAAAAAUGGGAUUCCAAUUUGGAAUUUUCUCCCAAUGGCAAUGGAGAAGAAUUGGAAGAUAUAUCCUGUUCGUACGGGACUAUGAAAUUUGUUAAAGGAGACGUACGAGACAUCAAUAUAUUAUUGAGAGCUACGCAAGGUGUCACUUGCGUCAUUCAUACAGUUGGUUAUGGAAUGUCUGGAGUUCAGCAAAUGCCUAGUCACUCACACCUGGUGGAAGAGAUAAAUAUCAACGGAACACGUAACGUGAUUGAGGCUUGCGUCAAGAACAACUGCAGAGGACUGGUCUACACAAGCACCAACAACGUGGUCUUUGGUGGACAUCCAAUAUUCAACGGCGAUGAAAGUCUACCAUACUACCCGUUGCACAAGCAGAGUAAUCAUUACUCAAAAACAAAGACGAUUGCCGAGCAGCUAGUUCUUACCAGCAACGGACGUGGAGAUCUGCAAACGUGCGCACUUAGAUUAACAGCCGUUAUUGGACGCGACGAAGUGCGAACUUUGCCCCGCACUGUUUGGUCCAUCCGCAAUGGUUUGCUUGCAUUCAAAUUCCAUGAUAAACACGGCAGCUUAGUGGAUUGGAUCGGAAUAGACAACGCAGUUCAAGGGCAUGUGAAGGCGGCCCUGAAAUUAGUCGAUCCUGAUCGCAAGACUCCUGGAAUAGGAGGCCAAGCGUUUUUUCUGUCUGACGGACGGCCGAUAUCAUAUUUCGACUACGUGAAACCUAUUUACGAGUAUUACGGCCAGCCAUUUCCCGCUAUUCGAGUCCCGGUAUGGCUCAUGAACUUUUUCGUUUUCUUAAUUAUGUACGUUUGCAGUUUGUGGUCAGCGUUAUUUUUCGAAUGUGCUCCAUUUUUGAAUUCUUGUGAACUUGAAAAAUCUGUAGUGACUCACUAUUUUUCUAUUGACAAAGCCAGAAAAGAGUUGGACUACCAUCCGUUAAAACCAAAUGACUUAUCUGAUAUAAUCGAUUGCUUAUCUGAAAAUGAAUGGUGAUGGAACUUUUGGUAUUCUUUGGUUUCAAUAAUGUUUCUUAUGGGUAGAAUAACAUAUUUAUUAUCUAUACUUCUACAGUUAUAAAGGUAUGGCUUGUACUCUUGAUUAGCAAAGAAGAGAAGAUGUAAACUCACUGAAUUCUUUAGUAAUAAACGGAGUUUGAUUUAA